UGCGCAUUCGGCUUCGGCCGAUGUCCGCCAAAAUGGCGAAAAAUUUGUCCUGCAAAAAUCACUAAUUUAUUGAGGUAACUUGCCAAGAAACCGUUGAUUUACCACCGCAGUUUGAACAAGACACAUCUCAGAGCAAUAUGGCUGGUUUUGACCAGGCGGGGCUUCCCGGAACGGACUCUAUCUUGAAUGGACUUAGAGGCGCUCAAGACUUCGAAGUUGUCAACUUCAUAGAAAACUUUCAACAGGAAAAUAGCAUUAUGUUGCCCUCUUUACAGCCUGCUCUACCUUUUUUGGACCUUCACGAUGUUCGUAGAGUGGAAUUCAAUAGUUUUGUUAUGGAAAAUUUACGAGACAAACUGCUGGAGCAAGUAAAAGCUUUGGAGGUUGAAAAGCUCCAGAGUCUGCUUGAUCAGUGUUUUCCGUUCAUCCAUGUGCAGCAUCUUCGUCCAGUUGUGAUGGAGGUGAUGAAAUACCUUCCUAAAGUUCCUGAAGAAUGUCUUGAGCAACUUGCAAAUGACCCACAGUUGUACGAGGGUUGUUCUAUUGAGGUUAAAAGACAGAUCUGGGUAAAACAUCACGCGUUGUUUGGUGAUGCCGUUGGACCCCUUUUGAAUCAAUAUGUUGAAGCGAAAUACAGUGUCAUUUUCUCCACAGAACCAUUAAACUCUCACACAUUCUUUUCAAUGCCGUCUAAAACAAGGAGGCAAAAUACAGUUGUUCAGAACUUAGCCAAAAUGAUUGGAAAGUCUUUGGAACUGUACAAUCUUGUUCUGCAGUUUCUUAGAACACUUUUUCUACGAACCAAGGAAGUUCAUUAUUGUACUCUUAGAUCAGAGCUUCUAAUGGCUGUCCACGACCUUGAAAUUAAAGACAUAAAGGAUAUUGACCCAUGUCACAAAUUCACAUGGUGUUUGGAUGCUUGCAUCAGGGAAAAAGUGAUUGAAGGGAAAAGGACAAAAGAGUUGCAGGGAUUUUUAGAUCAGGCCAAGCACAGUGAAGAACAAGUCCUUGGGUAAGGCUGUUGGAGUUAAGUGAAACACUAAGAAUGUGACCGGCAUCACACUAGGUGAAAAAUGUCAUUGACUUUUGAUAGAAGCUUCACAAUUUACCAGAUGAAUACCUCUUACUUACCCACGGGUAUCAGUAGGUAUUUCACUGGUCAUAUUAUGGUGGUUUAAUAUUGGUCUUAAUGAUGGGUUAGCCAUAUUCAAAAGAAUGCUUGAAAAAUAAAGAAAUGACUGGAUUUUUGUUCAGGCUAGAGAAGAUAUUGGGCAGGGUGUACAUUGUAUGACAGGAUUUCAUGCAGAGCUGUCAUUAAGGGCCAUAACCCAUAACCAUGUUACAGCUGUGCUCACUUGAUGUUAUGGGUGAUCAAAGUGGAAAGCUUAAGGUGAUACUAUACUGUAAAUCUUUUGUGAAAUGUUACGGGUGAACCGAUGCUUCAAAGCGCAAUCAUAAUGACAGCCCUGUCAUGGUAAGUGAUUAUACCAUCUGCGCCACUCCAAGGCAUGAAAUUGUGCCUAAUACAGGCACCAUUGCCCCUGAAUUCCUAUCACUAGAGGUCAAUCCAGGUAAUUAGUCACCAAAUUGGUGACCAGUAUUCUGUAUUCUUCAUCACACCGUCCUUGAAGAGCUCAUGAAUAUUUCAAAAUGUUCAGAAAUAAAUCCAUGGCAGUUUAUGGAUAUUAAAACAGAAAACGGAAUUUAGACUUUGUCCAGUACUACAUGGUAGGAGUGAAUGGGUUAAUAUUGUUUUGUGGAUGUUGUAAGUAUCAUUAUUGUUGUUUUUUUUCUUUUUCUCUAUUUACCAGGGAUAUUGCAAUGAUUUUGUGUGACCCAUUUGCUAUCAACACUGUUUCCAAAAGUGUAAUUAAGCAACUACAGCGACUUGUCAACACAGAGUUACUGCCAAGGGUGAGUUUUCUUUCUGGUUUGAUAAUAACUCUGAGUGUCAGAAGUUCUACCACAGUGACUUUCCUUUCAAGAAAUAAUUGAAAAUCUAACUCCUUCACAAGAGUCAAAUCCUUGAUGAUAUAUGAUAAAGAUAAACUUAAUACAGUCCAUUUUGUUUUGGAAAUUGCAGACUUCUUCAGAUGUCAGUUUCCUUUUGCGGGUGUUGAACCUGGGAGUUAGUGCAUGGGAAAUGAUUAGUAAUCAACACUUUACUGAGGUGGCACUGGUAAGUUAUAUCAGUAUUAACUAUGUUCAUACGGCUCCCUUGUUACUUGUGUAAGUUAUUUUCAUGCAAAUUUCUCAAAAAGUGCAUUAACAUGAAUUUUUGCGGGCAACAAAGAAACCUAGAAUUAAAGAGUAAUAAAUUUACACCUUUAAUUUUAUAUGCUCAUUUUGCCAACCACUUUUUCAUUUCAACUAGCUCCAAAAGCUUUUUGACGAGCAGAAUUGAUUUCACAGUUCUUCUGUUAUUUAAUUUCCUCAAAAAACAUCACUUGCCCGUUGGGCAAGUUAAAAACAGAAUUCACUAACCCGAUAGCAAAAUCCACUAGCCCCUGGCUAUCAGACACUACUUUCUUUGCAUGCUGUGUAUGUAUAUUAUGAAGAAGAUUAAAUGUCACUUGGUCAUCUAUGCAGUUUGUCAUUCACCUUAUUAACAUUGUGAUGCUUUGAUCUGCUAAGAGGAGUGUGAUAUAAAAGAAAAUCAUUCAUGGCCAAUGGUAAUUUGCCUGUGUCCUGUGAAAUGUUAACAAUUGUGGAACAGUGUGCGUGAUGUCUGACUUGUUCAGGGAUUUCCUAAAAAGAGAUAGAGAGAUUUACAGGCCUUAGGCUAGACAGUUUGCUUUACCCUAUGAAUUUUAUCCUCAGCUGUUUGAAAAACUAAUACUUUACUUAACUUUUUGAUUUUAACCUUAAUAGGGUGGUGAAUUGGUUCAUAAGUUCUUGCCACUGAUUAUGUCACUGAUGGUGGAUAGUGGUCUUAACUCUCUUCAUGAUAAACUCAAUGAUGAGGACAAGAAUGGUGGCAUAGAGGGCCCUUCACAAUUCACUGCGUACUUUGUAGAAAUUACUUCAUCAAAUUCAGUAGCAUUCACACUGGCUUGGUGCUAUCUUCUUCAUGUUAUCAAGCAAAAAGACAGGUACUAUUUUACUAUCAGUUGUGGUCAGGAAGAAUUAUUUUAUUCUCUUUGAAAAUCUCUGGAGAAACUGUAACAAUAAUAUUAUUACACCCCUGAUGGAAUCCCGUCCUCAGCAAUGGGUGCCGGCAAUGUCACCUGUUGAUUAACUGCUUAAUCACUUCUGUGGCAUUCUCUACACAUUAUUACUGUUAUGCAUGUAUUUACAUUAAUAGUAAGAUGUCAACACUCAGCUCGGAAUUUGAAUGCAAUAGUUUUCUGUUAAUUGGGUUGAUAAAGUCAAUUUAAAAAGUUAAUAUUGAAAAGCUGACGUUUGAGUCCUCGCCUUUCUUCAGAGCAAAUAAAGUUAUUAUGGCUUGUCUGUAGUUUAUAUGUUAAUAAUGGAGCUACAAGGCUGUUGGCAGGAAAAUGGUAAAUGAAAAACAAGGGUAAAUUAUUGUGUUUAUAAUUCUGUGGGUAACUGGAGUACCAGUUUGGAAGGUAAAUUUUUCUCCUAGAUUCUUCUUGCAACUUUCCUUUCUGCCUUAUUGUAGAGAGUGACUGCAGGUUACAAUGUUUUAACAAGAAUAAUUGAAUGGACGUGCAUGUAAAAAGUUUUAAUAAAAUGGUUUCAGAAUGUUUACAAGUUCAUGAUUGUGGACUACUUCUGGACUAGUCAAUCCUGUUUUCUCUCGUCAAACUGGUUUUUUGAGUGCAGGCAUCAGUUUAUUGAUAAACCAAUCAUCAUAAUUGAGCUGACUGUACCAAGCACACUGCUUUUAGGCCUGGGUUUGAAACUGUAUCCUAGCAACAUUCAGGGCAUGCUCAACAAAGAUGUAAUCAAUUCCUGUAGAAUUUUUCUAAAGAACGCGUUUGCUGGUGAGGUGGUACAAAGGUGGCUGUCAAAACAUAUCUUGCCUCCUUUUUGCCAACAGACAAAUGCUGCUGACCAUCUUGCCUUGGUUUGUUGGCACCUGUCAGGAGCGCAUGUUAGAUGAGGUGUCUCUUCACACUCUGGUCAGCUCACUGGCUGCUUCGUCUGAAGAGUUUUCCCGUGCUGACUUCUGUGAUGUUGUGUUUGAUCAGUUUCUGCUUCUUCUGGUAUCAGACUCAAAUAUUUUGCGACACACCCUUCGCCUCUUGUGGUAUGUCCUUCCUAAAAUGGACCCUCAGAAAGUGGUGCAUGUUUUGACCUUGGCACAGCCUUCUAGUGAGGUAUGUAGUUGUAUGCUAUCAGUCCUUUUGGUGACCCAGGAUGAUUGUCAAUUCUUCAUUUUAAAUUCAUUUGAUUUACAAACUUGGCUGCAUUUUCCAGUGACAACAUUUUUUAAGCACUAGAAUUUUCUGAUUCGAUUCCAUAAUUAUGAACUACUCUGUAAACUUUGACAUGGUCUGUUAAAAACCAUGUGAACAGUAACCAGCGUGCAAAGAAAGUACUGUCCAAUAGCCCAGGGCUAGUGGAUUUUGCUAUCGGGCUAGUGAGUUCUGUUUUUAACUUGCCCGACCGGCAAGUGAUGUUUUAUGAGGAAUUUAAAUAACGGAAGAACAAAAAGUUUUUGGGGCUAGUUGAAAUGACGUCUGGGCUAGUAAAUGCUAGCUUCAGCUUUCCCAAAUGGCAAGCUGUAAAAAUGAUUUUCUUUGCACCCUGAGUAACUGGUAUUUGAGUUACGGUACAAGGUUUAUUGCAGUUGUGUUGAAGUUGGGAUAUUAUUCAGAUGGCUACGUUUUCUCAAAUUCUAAUUAAUGCCCCAGUCAGUACUCAAUAACGUUAUUAUUAUUUGCGAAUCAGAAAAUUGCCAACACAAAUUUCCCUCGGAGGGUAAAAGCCCAGCUGACUUUAAAGCACAUUAAUUUUUUCCAACAUUACACAAGCUCCAUCGUAGGGAAGUUCCUUGUGAAUAUUAGCCCCUUAAAAAUAUUGUCGUUUGGAACGUUUAAGCUGUGGAUCUUGUUUUCAAAAUGUUAGGGUAUCUUUUGUACGUUUUUGUGGUUAUUGCUAAUAUAAUCCUUUACAUUUCAGCACAUUGAAGCAAUCCAUGAUCUCCAUGCUAUGAUAGUUGAACGUGUUGCAAGUUCCAAUGCCCUGACCCCUGGCUCAUCAUCCAUGGAACAGCCUUCCUCUGCGUCGUCGCUUAGUUCAUCGUCACACAGUCCCCUGUUGGAUUACAUUCAACCUGCCAGUACUUAGACCACAGGCUUACCAUCCAUCGUAUGUUUUUGUUGUGGACUGUGCUUUAUUGUUUACGGUCACUUCAUUCCAUGGUCAGAUUGUUUCAAGCCAGAUCGUUCCAUUUUAUAGUCAGAUCGUUCCACAGUUUCAAUGUAAAUCUCGAUGUGAAGCGCACUUUUUUUGGCCUCUUGGCUUAAAGAACGAGGGAUACACAGUAACGCCCUUGUUUCUGCUCGUGGCUUUAAGACUCUUGAAAAGUUCUGACUGCAUUGUGGAACAAUCUGAUAAUAUUAAGUGUAAUGAUCUGACCAUGGAACGAAAUGAAUUACUCAUUCUACAGUGUAAGUGGAGAGAGCGUUAAAGGAGCCUUGUCAUCGUAAAAUCAAUAAUGCCAAUGAAUGUACCGCUUUUAAAUUAAUUUUGUUAAAUCACUGUUUCAAGCUUGAACUCAAAGAGUGUUUGAAUCUGGAAAUCCAGGAACCUUUUGCUUGUGAAAUCCGCUCCAGGAAAAUGUUGUUUGUGGAAUCCGGAAUACAGCCCAAGGAAUCUGGAAUCCCACUAUAAUGGGAAUCCAGAAUCCAAGUUCUUCUGACAAAGACUGGAAUCCAGUUUUUAAAUUAUGGUUCCACGGCAUAGAAUCCGAAAUCCAAGGCUGUCUUGGAUUCCUUUACACGGGGCGAGUUUUAGUCGGUAUGUUACCUUAAUUUGUGUACCUUUUUGUUAUGCUCGGUGGGUAUUCGAUUUUGUCUGUCUACAGUUACCAUGUUUUCUUGCCUCAUUUGUAACAUCAAUGUUCAUCCAUUUAUCCAUACCACUAUUACGCUCUUGAUGCUUCUGUAGCUUGCUUUAUGUUAUAAGCAUUCCAGGUUUGAGUUUGUCUUUCAGUACAAUACGAUAAGUUUUAUGACCAGAACCGAAUAAAAAAAUAAGUAGAAUUUGUAGAAUAUACUAUUGUUAGGACAAAAUAAAAUCAGCGUUUAAGAUUAGACAAAUUGUGCGCCAG
Porites evermanni is the source of this 6241-nucleotide messenger RNA. NCBI's taxonomy places the organism in Eukaryota, Metazoa, Cnidaria, Anthozoa, Scleractinia, Poritidae. The record is from the annotation of a GenBank genome assembly.